Messenger RNA from Rhizoctonia solani, 3723 nucleotides. RefSeq names its product DNA (cytosine-5-)-methyltransferase. The coding region runs from base 1 to 3723 and encodes 1240 amino acids. Gene Ontology annotation, molecular function: methyltransferase activity. The record is from RefSeq and is a predicted model, not a curated record. Lineage: Eukaryota; Fungi; Basidiomycota; Agaricomycetes; Cantharellales; Ceratobasidiaceae. Gene Ontology annotation, cellular component: nucleus. The transcript has 17 exons.
AUGGAUCCUAACAACUGGGAGAACAGUAUUGACUGGGACGAAUACCUCCCAGAGGCACAGAUUAUUCAGUCAAUGGACGAUAUUGAUCUCCAGGUUGAACACACGGACGAUAACCGCCGUAUUUUCCGCCUCGAGAACUUCAUCGUUUAUGAUACAAAGACAAAACAGCUUGCCACUUUUGACAUUUCGAACGUCGAGCAAAUGAGUAUUAUCGGCAAAGCUAUCCCAAUAUUUCCCGAUAUCAACGACGAUGAUGGUGGGAGGAGCGAGUAUGGGGAGGGCGCGAGCGACGAUUCCGAUACCGCGCGCAGGCGGGCGCGUCCGGAUGAAGAGCCCCCAUAUGAAAUAGACCUUCAACUCUCUACUAUACAAAAGGCGGAUUAUACCUACUUGGACGUAUCUGCGGCAUGCUGCGAUGGUAUAUACGUCCUCACGAACUACGCUUGGUAUUUGCUGCAGCGACCAUCCAAAAUCUACGCCUCUCUAUAUGAUCAACCGUUUCGCGAGUUCCGUCUCGUCUUGACUAUUCUACGGCGAGCCUACGAAGACCCCGAGGAGAGAUUAUCCGAGUUUCUCCCCAAAUUUCGACGACAUGCCACACGUAUCGACAGAAAAUAUACCAAAGCCACCAAUUGGGGGUAUCGUGAGCUACAUCAGAUGGACUUACAGCAAUGCAGCACGAGCAUUGCGCAUAACAUUCAAGAUUUUAUUCAGAAUCUAUCCAACGAGCUUGAAAGUACCGAUGACGCUGUGCAACGCGACCUGAUUCGGGUUGUUCACGACAGGUUGACACAUAGUCGAAUUGUGGACAAAGUGUUGGCCGGCAAUCUCGCAACUAUUCGCCGACGAGACGGUGACCUCGAACCUUUUAUGGACCCCUCCCCCCCUCUAAGCUCCCCCCCUCGAUCUGCCAUCGCUGCUACUGCUACCGGAAAGGAAGUGAUCGAAAUAGAAGAUUCGAGUGACGAGGAGAUGGAUGAUCUAGGUGCCCGGACGGCUCGCAAGGCUAAAGUCGGACGACAAACAUGCACGACCCCGAUUGUCGAGCGUGCUGCUCGGAAGGUUUUCUCCCACCCGCUCAAUCUGAUUGGCGAACAACUCCCCGAGGUGACCUGGCGAGAAUCGAGAGCCAGGGGCAUGGAGGUGACUGGCAACACAAAACUCACGCGAGGUCAAUGUGUGCUUGUUCCUGCAGGAAUAGACAAACAAGAACCACAUGAAGACUGGGCGUUCAACCAGAACAAAACAAAGUCGAUCAACGAUGUUGCGAACAAGUUUGCUCAGAUUAUUGACGCAACGAGUGAUAAUCUUCACGUGCGUUGGUUUGACCAUAGCUCCAAAACAUCCUUGCUUGCUGCCUUGGAAAGACCAUUAGAGCUAUUCCUGUCCCAGCGCUGUGAUGACAUUCGACGUGUGCAUGUUAAGUGUAUUAUCGAUGUUCGAUGGCUUGGACCGGACCAAGGUGUACCAGAUUAUGAGGAAGGAUAUUACGUUCGAUUCAUCCGUACAUUGGAUAGUUCAUUUACUUGGGCCAAGCCAGACGACAUCCAACUCGACCCUUCGACCCAAUGCGGGACGUGCGACUUGGCCAAGGACCGACAAACUCGAUUUGACAGCUCAAGUGGGACACUCACUCUUCAAGGACUUGAUAUCCAUCGCGGGGAUUUCAUUGUAACCCAGCCAAUACCAACCUCUCCCUGGUUCCCGAACAGCUCGAUCCCACUUGAUAACCGUAGAGCAUAUCCCGGUCAAAUUUUUCAGGUCAUAAGAGCCAUACGCUCGGAUGGUCAUGGAAGAGACUGCAUAGUUGGGCUAGUCCUACAGCCAUUUGAGCGCGUGAGCGAACUUCGGCGCCAUGGUUUCCUAGAUGAGGAUCAUGAUGCAUGUCCUGGCCGCCCGGCGAACGAUGAGAGACGCCUUUGCCUCAUGGAUUCGUGGACGAGUAUACUCGAGUGGGAGACUCUGAAAGAAUAUCCCAUGCGUAAAUGCUAUCUUCGACAUCCCGACUCGUUUGCUUCGCACCAAGAUAUGAAUUCUUGGAUUUCCCAGAGCCCGCUUCACUUCCUAGUUGACCUUCGUGCUAUGGCUACUGAGGAGGGCGCCACACCCGAUCACCGUUUCCCGCAAGACCCACUCCUCCAUUCUACCCAACAUCUUCAGCUUCAGGAGUUCCAAAGUCUCGCAAAGCCAUGCCGGAAGUGCCCAGAAGAACUAGGCAACUCUCGAGUCACCCGAAUGAGAAUGCUUGAUAUGUUUUCUGGGGCUGGUGGACUGAGUCAAGGCCUUGUCUUGUCAGGCGUGUGCGAGCCCAAGUAUGCGAUUGAUCACGACGCAGCGGCACUCGAAACUUACAAGCAGAAUUUCCCUGGGGUCAGUGCCAUUCACCAAGAUGUGAAUGUGGCACUAUCGGAUACGCUCGUGGCGGCAGUUGCCGGACAUGAUCGUGCGCCCACUCCGAGUGAUAGCGACAGCGAGGACUCCACUCUCCCGGGCCGAUACGAUGUCGACUUUAUUUGCGCGGGCCCGCCAUGCCAGAGUUUCUCUGGCGCCAACCGAUUCAGAAAGGAUACCGACCCUCGUACAACAAUGAUUAUUGCGGUUAUGGCUGCCGUCGACCAUUAUCGACCCAAAUACUUUCUCGUGGCAAGUCUGUUUCGUUUAAUUUUCAAAGACUACCAAUUUAUUCCGUCCAAAAGGAAAAUGUGCCGAACGCUCUUACGAACAGGAUACUCGGCCCCUCGGCAAGAGGGGAUCCUCAGGUUCAUAACCCGAGCUGCCCUCGAUCUUGGCUAUGCUAUUCGAGUUGGUAUUCUGCAGGCCUCUGAGCACGGAGCACCACAGCAUCGACGAAGGGCGUUCAUUAUGGGUGCUCGUCAUGGACACACACUCCCAAAUUUUCCUCUCCCAAGCUACUGCGUUCCUAAACCCGAGACCGGACUGCGCCUCCCGAGCUCUCGCUAUGGUGACCCUACUCACCAGAAAGAUGGCAAUGUGCCAAUUGUUGGAAACGGGAUCCAUCGACGAGUCACCAUGUGGGACGCAAUCAGCGAUCUCGCUCCAUUUGAAUGGGUCAAUCCGUACUUUGCUAUACCCGAGACCGAGGCCUCGCGAGCAGAGGACCGAAGGCGACGGACCAGAGGCGAAACCCGCAUUCCGGUUUAUGUUGCCGUCAAGGACGAUCGGCAGGCUGUGGGUAUAGGGGCGGGAGGGCCCGUUCCGUAUCGAGGCGAUUCGCCCUUUACAUCUUACCAGCAAGAGGCGAGGGGGAGCGAGACCACGGUAUCCGAACAUUACACUUCGUCAUUCAAGUCGCCUCUUUUCGUUGAGCGCGUUGUCAAUAUUCCGUUAUCUGCCAAAGCCGAUCAUCGCGCUCUUCCCGAGGUCCUGAAGAGGGGAGAUUUCCUUUCGAACGUGUUCGGCAGUGGGGGCGCUAGCGGUUACUACCAAGGCGCAUUCGGGAGAUAUGAUAAAAAGGCACCGUUUGCGACUAUACUUACUUCGCUCCGACCUGCUAAAAAGAACGGGUUCUGCAUUCAUCCUGAUCAAAAACGCAUGCUCACCAUGCGCGAACUCGCACGCGCACAAGGAUUUCCCGACCACUUCCGGUUCCACGGGACUGUUGAACAAGUGAACCGCCAGAUCGGCAAUGCCGUCGUUAUCCAAGUCUCACGCGCAAUCGGACUCGAAAUCAAAAAGGCAAUCCUCAAAGACGGGGCCAUUUAA